AUGUUCUCUUUCUGUUUUUGUCAGGUGAAAGGCCCUAAUAUUGGACUUAUUGGCUUCUCCAAAGGCGGUGACCUGUGUCUCUCCAUGGCCUCCUUCUUAAAGGGCAUCACAGCCACUGUACUCAUCAAUUCCUGUGUGGCAAAUUCAAUGACUGCUCUGCAUUACAAGGAAAUGACUAUUCCUUCUCUUGGCAGUGACCUAAGCAAAUGUACAGUCACCGAGUCAGGCUUUCUGGAGAGUUUGCAUAUUUGGAAUAACCCACUGGAAAAGCCUAACCACCAAAGUCUCAUACCAUUGGAAAAAGCUCAAGGGCCCUUCUUGUUUAUUGUUGGCAAGGAUGAUCAUAGCUGGAAUGGCGAAUUCUAUGCUCGUAUAGCCUCUGACCGGUUACAGGCCCAUAGGAAAGACAAACCCCAGAUAAUCUGCUACCCAGGAGCUGGUCAUUGUCUUGAUCCACCUUAUUUUCCUGCUCGCAUAGCCUCAGUGCAUCCAGUUUUGGGCUUACCAGUAUUCUAUGGAGGCGAGCCAAGGGCUCAUGGAAGAGCACAGGUGGAUGCCUGGCAGCAAAUUCAAACCUUCUUCCAUAAACAUCUUGAUGCUAAACAAUCCUUUAAGCACAGCAAAUUAUAAUAUUAUAAUCAUUGACUUUCAAAACUAACUCCCAUUAAGUUCAUUCUGACUCAUAGAGACCCGAUAGGACAGGGUAGACCUGCCUCUGUGGGUUGUCAAGACCGUAAC
Echinops telfairi (small Madagascar hedgehog) is the source of this 738-nucleotide messenger RNA. RefSeq names its product acyl-coenzyme A thioesterase 6-like. Gene Ontology annotation, molecular function: fatty acyl-CoA hydrolase activity. NCBI's taxonomy places the organism in Eukaryota, Metazoa, Chordata, Mammalia, Afrosoricida, Tenrecidae. Bases 1 to 630 code for a protein of 209 amino acids. The record is from RefSeq and is a predicted model, not a curated record. Gene Ontology annotation, biological process: fatty acid metabolic process; acyl-CoA metabolic process. The transcript has a single exon.